This is a messenger RNA of Coregonus sp. 'balchen', 8147 nucleotides long. Lineage: Eukaryota; Metazoa; Chordata; Actinopteri; Salmoniformes; Salmonidae. The record is from the annotation of a GenBank genome assembly.
UUGGCAACUUGGGACUCAACUCGUGGGCUGAACGGUAGUCUAAAGGAGAGUCGGAUAGAAAACGGCAUGCAAGGAGUGACGGUCAAGGUGGUAACAUUACUGGUAAGUGCUUACUCACUACCAACUCACUACCAACUCACUACCAACUCACUACCAACUCAUUACCAACUCAAUACCAACUGUCCACGUUGAUGCUAUACUCCUUUUCUGUGUAGUAGGAUUAGGACAUAAUGUGAGGUCUUCUUCUCCAUCUGGCUCUGUGGAUCUACGACAAGUCCGGCCCUAGCCUUUUGAGGGCCCUAAGCAACAUUUUAGUGGCCCUCCUCUUGACAACGGAGAGAAGAAAUUGCCAUUUUGCCAUAGGGUGGAGAGACAUUCUUGCAGUUUAUAGCUAAUUUCCUGCAAUUAUUCUACUCAUUUUGCCAUGACUUAUGCCAUGUUAAUAUGAUAUCUGAGUGAGAGUGACUAACAAAAUCAAUGGGGGCCACCUGGAGGUCAGGGCCCCUGGGCAUGUGCCCUGCGUUCCCGGUUGGUCAUUUGACCAUGAUUACUACAAGUUUGUGGCGAAAUCCUGCACUUCUGCACAUCCUGCACCACUUUAGGAGCGCACCAGCUGUCAGGAAGGAGGAAGUAAAUAUAGCUCUUCCUUCUCUGUGUGAUAGCUCUCGGUUGGCGUGGCAGUUUUGACAGUGUGUGCAUUUCUUUGCAGAAGUCUUGUUUAUUUUUGCCGUGCUUAGUUUAUGAACGUUUUAAGUCAGAUUGCCGUGUACAGCUCUACUGUGUGUUUGGAAUCUGUUGGGACCGCUCUUUCCAUUGAUUGCAUGGAUUAUUAGCAACAUUGUUGUGGAGCUUUUAUGAGACAAACUAAACUAACCAAAGAGUGUGUCGGACGGAGGGAGGGACGAAUAUAGCAUAUAAUAUUUUUUUUCUCUCAUUGUGGUCCUCUAGCUCAAUUGGUAGAGCAUUGCGCUUGUAACGCCAGGGUAGUGGGUUUGAUCCCCGGGACCACCCAUACGUAAAAAUGUAUGCACACAUGACUGUAAGUUGCUUUGGAUAAAAGCGUCUGCUAAAUGGCAUAUUAUAUUAUUGUGCUGUGGUCCUUUUUAUUCAAUGCUGCUGUGGAACUUUUGCACAGCAGUACUUACUUUAAGGGAGGUUGCGUGUGAGUUUAUUAUUUUUUAUUAUUGUUUGAACUGUAUUGAUUUUUUGUGGGACUACUGAGAUUUGGUUUACACACAUACCGUUAUGUCCCACUCCCUCCACCACUGGGAGGUAAUACAGAUUAUUGCAAAUCCUCUAAGGUUGAUGACUGGGUUCUUUCUGGUCAGUUGUUUCUAUGAAGUUGCCUCUGAGUUGCUCUGACAUUAUUAUUGUAUGAGGUAUUAUUGGUUGGUUUAGCCCUGUGCUGUGACUGGUGUGCAUAUGGUGUGUCUUAUCCGUUCUCUCCACUGGCUAUCUGGCAAACAGGCUAUACUCUAGGACCUAGGCAGUCUCUUCUGCUGAUGUGUGUGUGUCUGGUACAGGUACUCUCUUUAUUCUACUGUUAAAUCGGCAGGGUUAAUACCUGCCUGGCGCCUGAACAAAAAUCUUUACCUUUACCCCUCUCUAACAAUACCUCUACAGGUAUUGUAGAUAACUGGCUAGACUAAUUUACCAAUCUAAAAAAUGUUAGCUGACAUGAGCUAAUUGAGUGACUGUCAGUGACUGACAUAACAAGAGAAAAACUGCUGAUGUACAACCAAAUUAUGAAAUUGCACAGAGUGUAUUCUACUAAUCUAACCCUCAACAGUAAGUUGAGACCCCGACUGAGUUCCUAAAAACUAGCAGCCACGGGGACCCUAAGCAGUCGUUUAUGUCGCUUAGUGGCUAGGGCCGACCCUGAUCUAGGACAUCUGUAAGACAUAAACUCCAACCGUACAGCUCAUCCUUAGCUGCUGCCUUAGCUUCUGUUCUUUCUCUUCACACAAGAUUUACCUGUUCCAUAUUUAUUCAAAUAAGUUCUGCUCGGCUUCCUCUUGGCAGUGCCGUUUAAUCAUGACGUUUUUUCCAAUCCACCCCAGCAGCUUUCCUCUUCAACUCACUUUUCCAUCCAUUCAGUUCAGCCCUGACACUCUUUCCCAUAAAGAAGAGCCAUGGUUUACCGCAGUAAAUUUAGGGUGGUAAUUUCUGCCUGAUGAAGUGUCACCUCUCCACAGCACUGGGUAUUACAGGUCAACAACCACCCAGAAGACUCGUUAUGAAGAUGAAGUUUGAUAUAGAAACUGCAGCUGGUUUUCAGAAAGUUGUCACACAAAAGUCCUAAAUGAAUACUGUUCUACCUGUCGGUUGAACUGGACCAGUUAAUGAAACUAGGCUGGCCUUUUGACAAAUGAUGGGACUGUGAAUUAAUGCACACAGACACAACUCUGUAAAAUGUACAGUAGUGUUUCAACUUUUAGCUACAAAAAGAGUAUGUUGUCAUGUAGUUAAAGUUAUUUAUUUAUGUUAUCCAACAGGAGGAUCCCUUUGUGAUGGUAGCUGAGAACAUCCUUGGCCAGCCUAAACGCUACAAAGGCUUCUCCAUAGAUGUUCUGGAUUCUCUGGCCAAGAUCCUGGGCUUCAGGUAUGAGAUCUACCAGGUGGCCGAUGGGAAGUAUGGCUCCCCUACCUCAAAUGGCUCCUGGAACGGCAUGAUCGGAGAUCUCAUCAGUAAGGUAAGUCUGUUCAUCACAACUGGAGUUUGUACUGUUUAUUUUGAAGGUUGAUCGAUAGUUUGCUGUUGACUGCUCUGGGGACAUCAUCUUGCCUAUUGCUGCAGUUCUAUCAGCCCUUGGUAGCUGACUGUAGCCUUGACACAGUGGAGUCCAUUAUAAUUUGGGCCUUCUUGGAAAGAUACUUCACCUCACAUGUUCUUCAGUGUGAUGGCUCUCUAUUGUGGCAGAUCUGAUAUGGCCAAAUUAUGUUUGCAUCAGAGUGGACCCACUACAGUCUGGCCAUCAGGCUGACGGUCAGGCUGCUCCAGAUAAAGCAGUCCCACCAGUGCAGGAGGGACUUCAACUCAGCAGGCUAACAAUGCUAACAGUAGGAGAGUGAGUGGGAAGGUGGGGAGUAAGUUGGCAUGGGACAAUUAUAUCACCCAAUGGAGUAGAUCAUAACCAGUAGAAAUAAGACUGUUGUUGGCUUUUUUGCAUUAUUUUGCACAAUGUGCAAGUCCCUGUAAUUUCCUGUAAGUGAGCUUGCUGCAGAGAAUGCAGCCCAGAUGAGCUACUUUUCAGCCCUUCACACUAAUGAUAAUCUGCAGACAAUAUCACUUCAUGGAGGGACAACUUAUCUUUGAUUAUGGCCUUGAGUUAGAGAGCUAUUGUUUAGCCCAACAAUCCAGACAUAUGAUUUGUGUCAUAGGGUCCCACUCCAGCAGCAGGUGUCCAAAACCAUGCCAUUACCAGUGUGUUGACAAUGCUGUGAAAUGAGGAGAAAAACAGAUACACCAGCACUGGACACUAGCAAAAUGUGAUCAGUGUACUGUAACUCUGUCAUUUCAGAUUAACGUUUACAAUAAAGCUUUACAAUAAAAGGAUUUAGUUGAUUGCCAUGUGGAAUGUCUGACCUCUAUAGGUCUGCAUUAGUGCCAGGGACCUCAUGAUACAAUAUUAUUACAAUACUUAGGUGCCAAUAUGAUAUGUAUUGUGAUUCUCACGAUUCUAUAUGUAUUGUGAUUCGACACUGAGAUUUUAUUGCCAUUUCAUGUUCCAAACAUAUUGCUCACCAUAUGUCUGCUGCAGAGAGACAAGAGAGAGCAUGAGAAAAUGAGUUUGGUUCAGUCAGGGAAAGUGCUGAAAAAAUGCUGUCUCACUGUUUAAAAAGAAGAUGGAGAAAAAGCACGGCCUUCUGCUGUGUGAAAUAAAAAAUAACAGAGGGCAAAAUCAUGACGCUUUCAUUUCAAUCCCAAAGAGCAAACAAAAAACCACAACAGACAGACAUUUUACUUUAUUUUAUUUGCCAAACAUCAACAAAAGAUUAUGAUCUCCGAACCAACAGCUUCAAUGUCAUGGCUGUAACUGAUGUAUCUCUCUAUCUAUACACAGCGAGCAGACAUGGCAGUAUCAGCCAUCACCAUAACUCCAGAGAGGGAGAGCGUGGUGGACUUUAGCAAGCGCUACCUGGACUACUCCGUGGGGAUUCUGAUGAGGAAGUCAGAGGAGAAGAUCAAUAUCUUCUCUCUCCUAGCGCCCUUUGACCUGGCCGUGUGGGCGUGCAUCGCUGCCGCCAUCCCCGUGGUCGGGGUCAUGAUCUUCAUCCUGAGGCGCGUCCAGUCAGUCCGCUCCCAGAAUCCCCCAGGGGGACACCAGGCCACCUCUGUGUCCACCUCCCUGCAGAGCGCCAUCUGGAUUGUCUACGGAGCCUUUGUGCAGCAAGGUGAGCUUGGUAAUGUGGCAUCACAAGAGAAGAAACAGGGUACACCAGCAUCUUGCAGCAAAGUUGCUUCAUAUACAGUGAAAUGCUUACUUGUUACAAUAUCACCAACAACAAGACAGCGACUUUUGACCAUCGUGGUACCUCAGUCCGUUGGCAGCAAUAUGACACAAACAUAGAUAGAUCCAUAGAUGGCUAGAUGUAUAUAAAUACACUACCAGUCAAAAGUUUGGACACAACUACUCAUUCAAGGGUUUUUCUUUAUUUUUAAUAUUUUUUACAUUGUAGAAUAAUAGUGAAGACAUCAAAACUAUGAAAUAACACACAUGGAAUCAUGUAGUAACCAAAAAAGUGUUAAACAAAUCAAAAUAUAUUUUAUGUUUGAGAUUCUUCAAAUAGCCACCCUAUGCCUUGAUGACAGCUUUGCACACUCUUGGCAUUAUCUCAACCAGCUUCAUGAGAUAGUCACCUGGAAUGCAUUUCAAUUAAACAGGUGUGCCUUCUUAAAAGUUAAUUAGUGGAAUUUCUUUCCUUCUUAAUGCGUUUGAGCCAAUCAGUUGUGUUGUGACAAGGUAGGGGGGUAUACAGAAGAUAGCCCUAUUUGGUAAAAGACCAAGUCCAUAUUAUGGCAAGAACAACUCAAAUAAGCAAAGAGAAACAACAGUCCAUCAUUACUUUAAGAUAUGAAAGUCAGUCAAUAUGGAACAUUUCAAGAACUUUGAACAUUUAUUCAAGUGCAGUCGCAAAAACCAUCAAGCGUUAUGAUGAAACUGGCUCUAAUGAGGACCGCCACAGGAAUGGAAGACCCAGAGUUACCUCUGCUGCAGAGGAUAAGUUAAUUAGAGAUAACUGCACCUCAGAUUGCAGCCCAAAUAAAUGCUUCACAGAGUUCAAGUAACAGACACAUCUCAACAUCAACUGUUCAGAGGAGACUGCGAGAAUCAGGCCUUCAUGGUCGAAUUACUGCAAAGAAACCACUACUAAAGGACACCAAUAAUAAGAAGAGACUUGCUUGGGCCAAGAAACACAAGCAAUGGACAUUAGACCGGUGGAAAUCUGUCCUUUGGUCUGAUGAGUCCAAAUUUGAGAUUUUUGGUUCCAACCGCCGUGUCUUUGUGAGAUGCAGAGUAGGUAAACGGAUGAUCUCCGCAUGUAUAUUUCCCACCGUAAAGCAUGGAGGAGGAGAUGUUAUGGUGUGGGGGUGCUUUGCUGGUGACACUGUCUGUGAUUUAUUUAGAAUUCAAGGCACACUUAACCAGCAUGGCUACCACAGCAUUCUGCAGUGAUACGCCAUCCCAUCUGGUUUGGGCUUAGUGGGACUAUCAUUUGUUUUUCAACAGGACAAUGACCCAACACACCUCCAGGCUGUGUAAGGGCUAUUUUACCAAGAAGGAGAGUGAUGGAGUGCUGCACCAGAUGACCUGGCCUCCACAAUCCCCCAACCUCAACCCAAUUGAGAUGGUUUGGGAUGAGACCGACCGCAAAGUGAAGGAAAAGCAGCCAACAAGUGCUCAGCAUAUGUGGGAAGACUGUUGGAAAAGCAUUCCAGGUGAAGCUGGUUGAGAGAAUGCCAAAAGUGUGCAAAGAUGUCAUCAAGGCAAAGGGUGGCUAUUUGAAGAAUCUCAAAUACAAAAUAUAUUUUGAUUUGUUUAACACUUUUUUGGUUACUAUAUGAUUCCAUAUGUAUUCUUUCAUAGUGUUGAUGUCUUCACUAUUAUUCUACAUUGAAUGAGUAGGUGUGUCCAAACUUUUGACUGGUGCUGUAUAUAACCAGACAUAUAAGCAAUAGAAAAGGCUUUUGUUAUGUCCCUAUGAAUGCCACACAUACAGUUAGCAGCACAGAGUGGUUUCAUUUGAAGCAUGGAGCCCAUUUUCCACUAUAGCAUUUAAAGGGUUCCUUUGAUGGAAGGAAUAUCAGGUAUUUGAGUCUAGUCUGGAUCCAGGCAUCUAAGAUGUGAAUAAAUGACUCCUUCAGCAACCCCUGUUAAACCCUCAACGUCAUCUAUUAAAGUAUGGCACUUUGAAUCUGGGUUUGGCGGAUGGCAGGAGAACACUACCUGCCCCAAUGCAUAGUGCCAACUGUAAAGUUAGGUGGAGAAGGAAUAAUGGUCUGGGGCCAUUUUUCAUGGUUUGGGCUAGGCCCCUUAGUGCCAGUGAAGGAAAAUCGUAACGCUACAGCCUACAAUGACAUUCUAAUCUAGACGAUUCUGUGCUCCCAACUUUGUGGCAACAGUUUGGGGAAGGCCCUUUCCUGUUUCAGCAUGACAAUGCCCCCGUGCUCAAAGCGAGGUCCAUAAUGAAAUGGUUUGUCGAGAUCGGUGUGGAAGAACUUGACUGGCCUGCACAGAGCCCUGACCUCAACCCCAUCGAACAUCUUUGGGAUGAAUUGGCCUGCAGCAAUGUUCCAACAUCUAGAGGAAAGCCUUCCCAGAAGAGUGGAGGCUGUUAUAGCAGCAAAGGGGAGACAAACUACAUAUUAAUAAGCAUAAUUUUGGAAUUAGAUGUUCGACGAGCAGGUGUCCACAUAUUUUUGGUCAUUUUACAUUUAGUUUUGAGUAUAUUUGACCCUAUGACCUUGUGCCUUUAGGUCAAGUUCCACAAAUGCCUCUCUGAGACGAAUCUCCUGGAACCUCUUGACCUCUUGACCUUGGCAAACAGUGCCUUGCAAAAGUAUUCAUCCCCCUUGGCGUUUUGCCUAUUUUGUUGCCUUACAAGCUGGAAUAAAAUUGAUUUUUUGGGGGUUUGUAUCAUUUGUUAUUGUGAAGUGGAAAUGUCUAGGAGCAACAACGGCUCAGCCGCAAAGUGGUAGGCCACACAAACCCCCCCAAAAAUCUAUUUUAAUUCCAGGUUGUAAGGCAACAAAAUAGGAAAAAUGCCAAGGGGGGUGAAUAAUUUCGCAAGCCACUGUAAGUGCCUCAAGCCAAUUUAAUAAAACUCACUGAGGCUUGAACACAAUAAUACUCUGGUUGUCUUCUUUUUCUUUUUAAAACAGUCCUUAGGGUACAUCAUUGAUAGUGACACUCGGAGACAAAUGCGUGUCCUUUUUUUCACACACCCUGAAUCUCUCAGAUGACAUUUCUGUGGUUUUAGUCUUCAAAAUGAGAAUUCACAUUGACAUUUCCUCAUCUGUUUCCUGUGUAGUUAGACAGAGUGCUUAGACCUCUGCUACAGGGAGAGAGAGACAGCUAUGAAAAAGCUUAUCUCAUAGAUGGAUCUUCUACUAGCUGCCUGGGAAAACAGUGGCAUUGUGAAGGAUAAUUUAGAGAGGAAACGUUGUUGGUAGAAAGAGGGUUAAAGAGAGAGAGCAAAAUUGAGACAGAAAUGGACAGAUUGAGAGAUACAGUGAGACAGUUAGAAAUAGUGAGAUUAAAGUAUAUUGAUACAGAGACAGGUGAGAGAGAGUAGAAUAAAUGAUUGAGAUCUCAUUUUCAACGGGUCCUGAAAAAUACAGAAACAUUAUAAAUGUACACCAGAUCAAUAGGACCAACAGGCUCAAAUAAAACCGACAGAACAAUGGUGCAAUAAAUUGUGAUAUCACAAACAGUGAAUCAAAUCAGCAUAAUGUUAUUGUUCAAGACUUCGUACAGUACACUAUAUCUUAUGUUGUUGUGUUCCUAGGGGGAGACUCCAUCCUGGGUUCUGUGGCUCUGCGUAUCGUCAUGGGCAGCUGGUGGCUCUUCACCCUCAUUGUGUGUUCCUCCUACACGGCCAAUCUGGCAGCCUACCUCACUGUGUCCCGAAUGGACAACGCUGUA